Messenger RNA from Zerene cesonia (dogface butterfly), 2514 nucleotides. Its product is annotated as alkaline phosphatase-like. The record is from RefSeq and is a predicted model, not a curated record. Bases 338 to 2173 code for a protein of 611 amino acids. Gene Ontology annotation, molecular function: alkaline phosphatase activity. Lineage: Eukaryota; Metazoa; Arthropoda; Insecta; Lepidoptera; Pieridae. The transcript is spliced from 12 exons. Gene Ontology annotation, biological process: dephosphorylation.
CUCGGUACCCGGCGGACUUGAUCAGGCAUGACCUCUAAAACUCCGCACAUUUACGUAAAUAUCUCGUAUCGUUUAUGUGAAUAUUAAUUCGAUAAAAUGUAUUGAACUAAGAAAAUGUACCAACCUCAUGUUCAUAGAACUGUAUAAUGUUUUUCGUAAAUUACAGUUUGUGUAUAGUGAUUAUAAAUUUAUAAUCGUGCAAGUUGACAAUACAAUAGUUGGAAGUUUCAAAGUAUUAAAUAAGUUAGUUACAAUGGAUAGCGAAAUUUUGAUGUUCCACGGUUGAAAGCAUUCACGUGAAGAGCAGAAGACUCAGCACCCAUGAAGCUUGCCAACCAUGAGUGCUUGGUGCUGCGUCGUGAUCAUGGUAUCGACAAUUAGUACCGGCGUGCUCUCUCCCGCGCCGAUGAACGCGGAAGUCAAGGAAACUUACGAUCGCCAAUAUUGGUAUGCCCAAGCCCAAGAAACGUUACAAAAGCGCCUUCAAUACGCCACUGGAAAAAACCCAAUCGCCAAGAACGUGAUACUGGUAGUUGGAGACGGUAUGAGCUUAACAACCGCAACCGCUGCGAGAAUAUUGCGAGGACAACGGCGUGGUCAGAGCGGAGAGGACACCGACUUAGUGUGGGAUACGUUCCCUGCUGUUGCAUUAGCUAAGACCUACAACGUGGACGCUCAAACCGGCGAGUCAUCAGCGUGUGCGACGGCCCUCUUAUGUGGGGUAAAGGCAAGAUAUGAAACUCUGGGCCUCGACGCUGGAGCCAGAUUCAAUAACUGCGCCUCCGCGAUCAAUUCUAAAGUCACAUCUUUGAUUGAUUGGGCACAUGAUGCAGGUAAAUCAAGUGGUAUCGUAACCACAGCUAGGAUAACCCACGCGACCCCAGCAGCUCUAUACGCCCAUGCACCGUCAAGGUAUUGGGAAGAUGACAGUCGCGUACCACCCACCGUAAGACGGGACUGUAAGGAUAUAGCCCUGCAACUGGUAGAGAAUGAACCAGGAAGGAGCAUAAAUGUAAUAAUGGGCGGGGGAAGACGACAUUUCCUCCCAACUGUAACACCAGACCCGGAACACCCAAAUCGCGAAGGCAGAAGACUUGACGGCAGAAAUCUCGCAGAAGACUGGGCGAGGGAAAAGAAAAGGCGGCAUUUGCGAGCCCAGUAUAUUCAUUCAAGAGAACAGCUGUCUAAACUCGACCCUCGGUCGGUGGAUUAUUUGCUAGGGUUAUUCGAAUACUCUCAUAUGGAGUUCAACGCGGAGCGGGGUGCGGUAGCGGACGCGGAGGAGGGCACGAGCGCAAGCGGAAACGUGAAGGCCGAAGAUCCUUCACUGGCUGACAUGACACGCGCUGCGCUGUCUAUAUUGACAAAGAAUGAUAAGGGAUUCUUCUUAUUACUCGAGGGUGGAAGAAUAGACCAUGCUCAUCAUUAUAACAAUCCAUACAGAGCGUUAGAUGAAACGCUAGAAUUAGAAACGGCCUUAUUAGCAGCAUUGGAGAGGGUGAAUCCGGCGGAAACUUUGAUCGUGGUGACAGCUGACCACGGUCAUGUCUUGACAUUUGGUGGUCAGGCUACGCCUCGAGGUCACCCAAUUUUAGGUGCAGAUACAGUUCCAUCAGAUAUAGAUGGUCUGAAAUAUACGACGCUUCUCUAUGGCACUGGGCCAGGUCACUCUGAGCCCAGAGCGUUACCAUACAAUGGCACUGCCUCGAUGGCAGUGGAUGCGGUUCAUGCAGCAGCCGUGCCGAGGCAGUGGUCCACGCAUGGAGGAGAAGAUGUGCCUAUUUAUGCACAUGGACCAAUGGCAACAAUUCUGUUUACGGGGGUAGUAGAGCAAAGCUACAUACCGCAUGCGAUAGCGUACGCGGCCUGCCUAGCGCAUCAAGCACGGCGAUGUAUAGAGACUACCCUCAAUUUUAGUAAACCACAGAUAAAAAUACCUAGUUGUGUUCCACCUGAAGUGAGCAGUGUGUCAGCACCAGAUGAACAGAGAAACGAAGGGACUAGUGGGCGGCGUGUGGUUGUCGCAUCAAGCGUUAUGUCAGACGAACGAGCGCCGCGAUCUAUAUCCGCACCACUCAUCACUAACCGCUACCUAAUUGCAUUCGCGUUUUAUUUAGCAAAGAACAUUUGUAAAUAUACAGAAUCAGCUCACAGUUUCUAUCUAGGACUGUAAGUACUGACGGACAUUGUAAAUAGUUGAAGAGAUGUUUUGAAAUUGUAUGUUUUGAAUACUGAAGUCACAUUUCAUCACUGCUAGACCCCUCCGUUUUUGGCAAGUUUCACGAGUAGUUCGCUCUGCGUGUGGGCGUAUUUGCAUUAGAAGGUAAUGGCAUGGCAAACCUCAAAUUAAAAAUGUCACAUGUUUUGCUUAAGGGGACUACUAGACCUAAUAACACGUUUAGACGUAUGAUAUGAUUCAGGAUGUGUUAUAUUAAUUUGAUAGUGUGUUUAAAACAUAACGUUACAAAUUUGAUAAAACAAAAAGAUCAAAAAUAUGCCUUUAAACAUUAAUUU